Molecule: messenger RNA, 5364 nt
Organism: Ctenopharyngodon idella (grass carp)
Lineage: Eukaryota; Metazoa; Chordata; Actinopteri; Cypriniformes; Xenocyprididae
Gene: apba1a
Product: amyloid beta (A4) precursor protein-binding, family A, member 1a
Exons: 15
Coding region: 1215-4142 (975 amino acids)
Biological process (GO): chemical synaptic transmission
Cellular component (GO): cytoplasm; dendritic spine; plasma membrane
Molecular function (GO): protein binding; amyloid-beta binding
Source: RefSeq, a predicted model, not a curated record
ACAGUCAUGGGGUUAAAACAAAGACCUUGUAGGACAUACAAAAAGUUUAAGGUCGCUACAUUUUUUUAAAAAAUGUUUUUGAAAGAAGACUUUUAUACUCGCCAAAAUACAGUAAUAACAGUAGGCUAAUAUUGUGAAAUAUUACAAUUUUAAAUAACUGUUUUCUAUUUGAAUAUAUUUUAAAAUGUAAUUUAUUCCUGUGAUGGUAAAGCUAAUUUUCAGCAGUAAUUUCUCCAGUCUUCAGUGGCACGUGAUCUUUCAGAAAUCAUUCUAAUAUGCUGAUUUAAACAUUUAUUAAUAUCUUUUUUUUUUUUUUUUUUUUUGUAUAAACCGUAUUAUUUUUUUCCAGAUUCUUUGAUGAAAAGACAAUUAAAAAAAACCCCGCAAUGUUUGUACCAAAGUCUGUUACUUUUGGAAAAAAUAAAACAAAAUUAUACCGACCUCAAACUUCUGAACUGUAGUGUAACUAUGACAACAAUGAUAGAAUUUUUUUUUUUUUUUAAACUUAUUAGCAGUAGGCUAAAUAUUACUUGCUUCCUGUUUUACCCUAUAUUUGUAGCUUUCUUGAGUGGGAGGGCUGGACAGGCAUUUUGUUAACCAGUGUACUUGUUUCAUUUCGUGCCACUAAAAUGGCUUUUAUACCCAUUUAGUUUAAGUUAUUCUUCAAAUACGGAGUUAUAACUUCAAAACUGCAGCAUUACAUGCACACGUACCUCUUGCUCUGAUGUUUUGCCGAGAGCUGCAGCUCGUUCAUUGAGAAAUUAGGCAGCGUUUGGUGGUGUUUGAUUAGCAGGUCUCUGAUGGGAGGAGUCGGGCUUGCCCACAGACUGAGUGAAAGGCAGGCAGGCGAUGAAGAUGGUGGAUUCAGACACAUUUCGGAGGACCGUUAGAUCGCUGGAAACUGCAGUAAAGGCACAGGUUAUCAUUACACCACUAGAUGGCAACAAGUGAGCAUGCUAUUAUGAAAUGAUUGGCACUGUCUGAAUCUGCACCCAUCUGGAGCUGAGCCGUUUUUUCCCCCAUCCCCAGAGUCCUGAUCCUGAGCAUUAGGAACAACUGCAAGGCCCCUAACUCAUCUACCUCGACGUCCCUCUUUACCCCGGUACUGGUACUGCUUUACCCAUAGAAGAUAGAUGAGCCUGGGAGGUCGUGCUUGAGUGGAGCCCUGCUGGGAGAAGUAAUGCUCUGUGUGUAGACCUCCCCCUCUUCCAAUCAUGAGCCACCAGGAGGCGCCACACGGUCAGGAGUUAAGAGAGGCGGCUGAGGCAGACCUGGAGCGUAGAGCCCCCGAGGGCCAACAGCCCCCCGCAUCCCACCGUAGACGCCACGAAAACGGAGAUGGCAGCUCCCGCUCCGGUCGCUCCCGCAACCACCACAGCAACCAUGGUACGGAAAAUAACCACUACCAGUCCCAACAGCAGGGGGCCCCGCGCUACCGCAGGUACGAGGGAUCAAACGGAGGGACGAACCGCACACGUGCCGCGAGGAGGCCAGCGGAAGAUGGUGAUACCGAACAGCAACCCGUUCAGCAGCCCAUACCACGACCUGCAGUGACACGCUACCGCAGACAGGGGGACAACGAGGCCCGACUUCGGGCACAGCAACAGAGACAGCGACAGCGGGAGAGGCAGCAGAGAGAUGCUGAGAGAGCCGAACAGCACAGGCUGGAACAUCAACAGCAUCUCAUCUCCCCUACGCAAGCCAUGCCACCCGCCAGAGAGCCAGAAGAAGCUGAGGAAGACGAGGGAGAUGGUGGCAGCGCUUUGGCCCGAUCCGCCAGCACUGAGAGCGGCUUCCACAACCACACAGACCGGGCAGAGGGGGAUGCAGUCAUGGCCCUUGAAGCAGAGCCCGAAGACGAAAGCACAUACAGCAUCCCACUGCGCCCGGAAGCAGAGGAGUACACCGAGAGUGCAGAGUCAGAGCAACAGCAUGGUGGUCCAGCUUACCUCCAACCCCAGUACCCACCUCAGCCACCGCCCCUACCUCGAGAGCCCCUGCCUAAUGCCGAGAGGCCCCAUGAUGCAGAGACGCUAAACCCCAACUACUCCAAUUAUGUUUACACUCAACCCAUGUACCGCAGUCCCACUGGAGCAGGAGAGGCCCGUGAAGGUGGAUCAACAGAAGAUGAGCCGUACUCUGAGCCCUAUGCUGAAUACACCCUUCAGGAGCAUGUUUACGAGGAGAUCACGGAUGGCCCCUCAACCAAAGCUGAAGGGCAGACUCCACAACAGCGUAGGGCAGACUUCAGACUCUUCGACCGUGACUUGUACCAGCAGCAGGAGGCUGUUGGGUCCAGGCUCCACCACUAUGACGAGCGAUCCGACGGAGAGUCGGACAGCCCUGAAAAGGAAGCAGAGUUUGCCCCGUACCCCCGUGCCGACAGCUGCGAGCAGGAUGAGGACAUUGACCAGAUUGUGGCAGAGGUGAAGGAGAGUCUGAGCUCGCAGAGCCUGGAGCGUGUCGCUAUGGGCCUGGACAAGGAUGGCGAUGAAGAAGAGUGGACCGAGUCAGAAUCCCAUGGUCAAAUGGAUAAAAUCAAAUCCCCAGAGCCAAUAAAUGAAGGAGAGUGCGGAGAGAUGCCCCCCAAAAGUCCCUCAGAAGAGCCAGCUCCAGUCGUGAGGAGCAGUCGUGAAAAGAGAGACGCAAUCUCACUGGCUAUUAAGGACAUCAAAGAGGCAAUAGAGGAAGUGAAGACAAGGACGGUCCGCUCGCCCUACACGCCAGACGAGCCCAAAGAACCCAUCUGGGUAAUGAGGCAAGACCUGAGUCCUACAGCAGAAUCUGACCUGCAGCCGUCUCUGGGGGCUGAUUCUCCAGGCUCAGGCUCCACCUCCCCACAGGGGGCCGAGUCUUCCAGCCGUCCCCUGACGUCACACGAGGGGAGUGACAGCUUUGAGUCUCCUUCUCCAGCCAGUAAAGAGUCAAGGAGAAGUCUUGCUUCAUUCCCGACAUAUGUGGAAGUACCAGGCCCAUGUGACCCAGAGGACCUCAUUGAUGGUAUUAUAUUUGCUGCUAACUACCUGGGAUCCACCCAGCUGCUCUCAGACAAGACACCCUCCAAAAAUGUGCGCAUGAUGCAGGCUCAGGAGGCUGUGAGUCGCAUUAAGACGGCCCAGAAAUUAGCCAAAAACAGGAAGAAGGCUCCAGAAGGUGAAGCUCAGCCCAUGACUGAGGUUGAUCUCUUCAUCUCCACUCAGAGAAUCAAAGUACUCAAUGCAGACUCACAGGAGACCAUGAUGGACCACCCUUUAAGGACCAUCUCCUACAUUGCUGAUAUUGGGAACAUCGUGGUGUUGAUGGCCAGAAGGAGAAUGCCUCGCUCUGACUCUCAGGAGGACAUGGAAGCUUCUGACCCUGCCCAAGACGAGAAGCGGCAAUACAAGAUGAUCUGUCACGUGUUUGAGUCUGAAGAUGCUCAGCUCAUAGCUCAGUCUAUCGGCCAGGCUUUCAGUGUGGCAUACCAAGAGUUCCUGCGUGCCAAUGGCAUCAACCCAGAGGAUCUGAGCCAGAAAGAGUAUAGCGACCUCCUUAACACACAGGACAUGUACAACGAUGACCUCAUUCACUUUUCCAAGUCUGAGAACUGCAAAGAUGUUUACAUAGAGAAGCAGAAGGGAGAGAUUCUUGGGCUGGUGAUUGUGGAGUCGGGCUGGGGCUCCAUCCUUCCCACAGUUAUUAUAGCAAACAUGAUGCAUGGCGGCCCGGCCGAGAAGUCCGGCAGGCUGAACAUUGGGGACCAGAUUAUGUCCAUCAAUGGCACCAGCUUGGUGGGAUUACCCCUCUCCACCUGUCAGAGUAUUAUCAAGGGAUUGAAGAACCAGUCCAGAAUAAAGCUUAACAUUGUGAGAUGCCCACCUGUGACCACUGUCCUCAUCCGAAGACCAGACCUAAGAUAUCAGCUGGGAUUUAGUGUGCAGAAUGGCAUUAUUUGCAGUCUCAUGAGAGGAGGGAUAGCAGAGCGCGGUGGGGUCCGUGUCGGCCACCGGAUCAUUGAAAUCAAUAGCCAGAGUGUUGUGGCCACCCCUCAUGAGAAGAUUGUACACAUUCUGUCAAAUGCAGUUGGUGAGAUUCACAUGAAGACUAUGCCAGCUGCCAUGUACCGCUUGUUAACAGCCCAGGAGCAACCAGUUUACAUCUAAAGCUACAACGCUUUCUCAAGCCUCCUGCCCCGUUGUCACCAGAUAUAACCUUAAUCUUGAUGUGAAAGUGUCAGGCCUGUGAACUGGUGACUGUGUGAUUGAAUCCACUGAAGCUCUGCUCAACAUGGCUCUCCAUGACUUCACUGCCUCCCCUGAGCUCUUCAUCUGUUCUUUUCUGUUGCUGUGAGUGAGAUUGCUGUGCUGUGUCAUUCCUCUCUCUGUGUGCACUGGAACGAAGCAGAGAGAGAGAGUGAGAAAUAUUUAAAGCCCAUCACAGGAAAUGGUGUCCUUUUCAAACCAGAUACCUACUCACACAGCAGUUUGUGGGUGACAAAAAGUACACCUGUGUGAUGUGAGCGUUAGGUGUACAAAAAGGAGUUUGCCUUACCAUACUUUUUUGCUGUUAUUUAUUCGAGCUUGGCAGGCGUCACGUGUUUUAGAUUCAACUUUAAUUUUUAAGGGCAGCUGUAAGUCUGAGGAAUAUGGUGUUGAGUUGAAUUGGUCACAGCCUACAGGAUGUUCAGUUGGAAUUUGAAUUGGAUUGACAGGAAAAUAAAUUUACUAAACUGCUAUUUGAAAGACAUUCAGCAGUUAUUAACUCCAUCAUUUGUUUUGACUAAUUAUGUCUAUAUAUUUCCUGAUAUGUAGAAUGUAUUUUUCUUAACUGACUCUAACUUCAAUUUUCAAUUAACACAGUCACCAAAAUACAGCACCACAAAAUGUGCUUUGACAACUUUUUAAUUUUGACUGGAUAAUAUUGUAAGUAAACUAGAGCAUUUGGGGAAAUGAAGUGUUUUUCAAUUAUGGUCCUGAAAAUGAAAGUUAAUUUAUUAAAUAUGGUGAAAUGCAUAUACAUUUCUACACAUUUUCAAUCAUUAUUAAUAUUAUUUAAUGUAAUAGCUCAUAUGUUGCGUUUUUCAUCAUAUUUAUAGGUAAUUGAGACCGAAACAUGAAACACACUUACAUUUCUUUAACUUACUUUCCAUUUUACUUGCUUAAAUUCAAAUUCGAAUUACAAUUCUGCAUCCUGUUGGCUUAGAAAUGGACUAAACCAUUGAGUCCUGUGAAAAAGGUUUUUUUAUACACACUCCCUAUCAAAAUGACAAUGAUCUUUUUGGUUAAUCCAUGGUAGAUAAUUCAAUGGGAAUGUCUAGUAUACUUAGGAGUAUAUAUAUAUAUAUAUAUAUAUAUAUAUAUAUAUAUACUACACUACCAGUCAAAA